This is a messenger RNA of Abrus precatorius (Indian licorice), 633 nucleotides long. RefSeq names its product probable WRKY transcription factor 24. NCBI's taxonomy places the organism in Eukaryota, Viridiplantae, Streptophyta, Magnoliopsida, Fabales, Fabaceae. Gene Ontology annotation, molecular function: sequence-specific DNA binding; DNA-binding transcription factor activity. Bases 1 to 633 code for a protein of 210 amino acids. The record is from RefSeq and is a predicted model, not a curated record. The transcript is spliced from 2 exons. Gene Ontology annotation, biological process: regulation of DNA-templated transcription.
AUGGAAAACCAAGACCCACCAAACCCUUCACCACCCUCAUUGUUACUACCACCACAAAACUAUCCUCCUUUUCUCUCCACUCCCAUGUCAAUGAUGCAAAACCCUUUGGACCCUCAAGGCUUGCAUGACAUAGACUUGGUUAACCUUUUCUCUUGCCAAAACAGCUUGUUUGGGGAUACCAAGGCAAUGGUGGAAUGCGCUUCUUCUUCUUAUUCCUCGUCUUCUUCAUGUGCUUUAAUGGAUGAAAAUGGAGCUUACAUGAAUGAAAGGAGUAAUAAGGAGAAAAGGAAAGGAGGUAGAUUGAAGAAGACAACAAGACCCAAGUUUGCGUUUCAGACAAGCAGUGCAGAUGAUAUUCUUGAUGAUGGUUAUCGUUGGAGGAAGUAUGGGCAGAAAGCUGUGAAGAACAGCAUAUAUCCCAGAAGCUACUACCGCUGCACACAUCAUACAUGCAAUGUGAAGAAACAGGUGCAAAGGUUAUCCAAAGACACAAGCAUCGUGGUGACCACUUACGAGGGAAUUCACAAUCACCCAUGCGAGAAGCUGAUGGAAACCCUAACGCCUCUUCUAAAGCAAAUGCAGUUUCUCUCAGCGUUCGGUUCCAAUACCAGUGACCCUGCUUCUCUGAUAUAG